Nerophis lumbriciformis (worm pipefish) is the source of this 1287-nucleotide messenger RNA. Lineage: Eukaryota; Metazoa; Chordata; Actinopteri; Syngnathiformes; Syngnathidae. The record is from RefSeq and is a predicted model, not a curated record.
AUGGACAGCACAAGGGACAUCAUGACCAUGAUCUGUCUGCUGCUUGUCAACCUGCCCAUGAUUGACAUGGCCAGCGGGAAAGUGCUGGAGGAAACGUAUUACAAGUGGAUGCAGUAUAAGGGCGAGUGUUUCCAGAUGAUUGAAAUCGAGCCGACGCCGCAAGGUGGCUUGUUUUGCAACAGGACUUUUGAUAGAUACGCCUGCUGGCCAGAUUCUCCUGCUGGGUCACUUGUCAAUAUCUCAUGUCCGUUUUACCUGCCCUGGUAUGAUCAAGUUUCACACGGCAUGGUGUAUCGACGCUGCGGCAUCGACGGUCUUUGGGAGCGUGACGGGGACGGUCACGUAUGGAGGGAUAAGUCCGAAUGCGAGGAGGAAAAAGAGGUCACAUCUCAGGAGAUGUGGUUCCAGAAAAUGAUGUUGAGCUUCAGGAUGUUGUACACCGUGGGUUAUUCCCUGUCUCUCUUCUCUCUCGUUACCGCUCUCGUCAUUCUGUUGAGCUUCAGGAAAUUGCGAUGCACACGCAAUUACAUCCAUGCCAACCUCUUCUUGUCCUUCAUCCUGCGAGCCGCGUCGGUCAUUGUUAAGGACACCAUGUUGGAACGUCACUGGGGACGCGAAAUUAUCAAAAGCGCCGAUGUGAGCGAGAUGCUCAGCCAUCGGGCCGCGAUCGGCUGCAGGAUAUCCCAAGUUCUGAUGCAGUACUGCGUGCUCGCUAACCACUACUGGUUUUUUGGAGAGGCAAUUUAUCUGUACUCCCUGCUGAUUGCCUCGGUGCUUGUUGACAGCAAAAAGUACUUGCCGUUGAUCUGUCUCGGCUGGGGAACCCCUCUUUUCUUUGUGAUUCCUUGGGUAGUGAUGAAGAUACUGAAAGAAAACAAUGAAUGUUGGGCUGUCAACGAAAACAUGAACUACUGGUGGAUCAUCCGUUCUCCGAUUCUUUUCGCUUCGCUCGUCAACUUUCUGAUUUUCGUCAAGAUUCUGAAAGUGAUUCUCUCCAAACUUCGGGCGAACAACCAAAGCGACUACUCUGAUUACAAACGGCGGCUUGCCAAGGCAACGCUGACGCUGAUUCCCUUGUUUGGCACUCACGAGGUCAUAUUCAUCUUCUUAACAGACGAACAAACCACUGGGGCUCUGCGAUACUUUAAAGUUUUCUUCACGCUGUUUCUCAAUUCGUUCCAGGGAUUUCUGGUGGCGGUUCUCUACUGCUAUGCAAACAAAGAGGUGAGGACGGAGUUGAAAAGGAAACUGUGCAGCUGGAGGAUAGGAAGACACUUUGGACAGUGA